Cutaneotrichosporon cavernicola is the source of this 288-nucleotide messenger RNA. RefSeq lists its product as uncharacterized. The record is from RefSeq and is a predicted model, not a curated record. Lineage: Eukaryota; Fungi; Basidiomycota; Tremellomycetes; Trichosporonales; Trichosporonaceae. Bases 1 to 288 code for a protein of 95 amino acids. The transcript has a single exon.
AUGCCACCAACAGCUAUCCUUCCCGGCCACACAUACAUCCAUAUCACGUCGCGCGUCUCUCCUGAAGAUCUCUCGAAGAGCCUCACCGACUCGCCGGUCAAGCUCGAAUACCGUGGGCCCGUCGGCGAACUCGAGGGGGAACAUGUGUUCGAGGUCGUCGGGGCCGCCGAAUCCGACGUGUGGAAGCGCGAUCACGCCGACGUCCUCCAGAACAUGCGCAAGAAGGACGGAAUUAAGGGUGCGACAGUGCUCGAGGCCAAGCAGCGCGCAAAACGUGACGAGUUCUAG